Messenger RNA from Penicillium pulvis, 2547 nucleotides. Its product is annotated as putative alpha-L-rhamnosidase C. Gene Ontology annotation, biological process: carbohydrate metabolic process. Bases 1 to 2547 code for a protein of 848 amino acids. The transcript is spliced from 3 exons. NCBI's taxonomy places the organism in Eukaryota, Fungi, Ascomycota, Eurotiomycetes, Eurotiales, Aspergillaceae. The record is from RefSeq and is a predicted model, not a curated record.
AUGACUAUACGGGCAUUCCUCUUGACGAUAGCUUUCUGGUCGCAGGGAUUUUGGCAUUUCACAGAGGCGCUGGAUGCCAGUUCUAGAAUCAAUUUCAAUGAUCUCCAGAAAUCUUUCUCCCCCAAGGCAAUAGCUGUUGGCCACGACAUCCAGUGGCCAACAUUGAAACCAUCCAAAUUUGUUCUAAAUGUGCAUACCCCGAUCGCCACCAUUGACUAUGGAUCGGAGGCUGCUGGAUAUCCAUUUUUCGAGAUAGAAUCAGUCGAAGCGCAAGCACAGAUUGAAGUGAAGUACAGCGAACCCUACAAUGGGCUCCAGCAUGUUUGGGGAGAUGGUCCCUACACAUUUUCUACUGGUCUCUCCAAUGUUGCUCGGGUCGAGACUUUCAAUAUUACCAAAGCGGGAACAGUGAAGUCCUCAUUGAUCCAAGGUGGACAAAGAUGGCAGUCUAUUAAGUUGGUUGCCGGCAACAAGGUCACGAUCUCCCGAGUCGGCUUCGAACCAACAGUUUCUGUCACAGAUCCAGACACACUACCAGCCCGCUUUUUGUCUGAUGAUACAGUCUUGAACGCGAUCUGGAAAUUGGGACAGAAAGCAGCAACUAUGGCAUGCCUUGAGAAAGGUAGCCAGAAGGCUGUAUGGGAUAUUGACCCAGUCAAAGGAGCUUUGGUGCACAGUAUAAGGUCUUCGCCGAACAUUGAGACUUCCACAUUUGAAGAUUACACCUUGGAAUUUGAGACAUCUAUCGAGAGGGGUGGGGUAUGGUGGUCGAUAGCCCAAUCUGUGUCUUAUGGUAAUGGCAUUCAGCUACUACUUGUUGGUGAACUACCCGAGGCCUCGACAUUCGCUAAUACCAAUAUAUCCUUGACUCCUCCGAACAGCAUUCUGUUGGCAGACGCAUACGGCUUCGUCAACCAAACAACUUUGAACUCAUAUUUGCUCGAUACUUUUACCAUUCCGUUCAAAGUGCACGAGAAAGAAUGGUAUACCGUUACUACAGCUUUAUCAGAUAGCAAUCGAAUUGCUGUGCAGCUUAAUGGCAUCUCUAUCUUCAACGUCUCGCUGUCAGAUUACUACACCGGUGGUUCUGAAGUCUCACUCAGUGGAUCCUUUGGGUUUGGAGCUUACCAGGAUCAAGCUGCUUGGGUUCGCAACGCCAAGGUCCAUGACAGUGCGAAUGGAUCCCUCUUAUACAUGGAUGGCCUUCGCGAUCAGAAUGCUUUGGCACGCUAUGGGACGCAGAGUAACCUGGGAACCGUCUGCUUAGAUGGAGCCAAACGAGAUCGCCUGGUUUGGAUGGGUGACUUUUACCAUACUUCGCGUAUUAUAGGUGCUAGCACUGACCGAUACGAUUGGUCACGCGGGACUUUGUCGUUCUUACUCGAUACACAAGCCUCUAAUGGCCAAUUGAAUUUCGCACCAGCUAUGGGGUACGAUCCAUCGACCACCAUUGACGCUUACAGCACAGAUGGCACAUAUCCUGGCUUAGAAGACUAUCAGAUCCUUGGAUUCCUAAGUUUCUACCAUCUGCUCAAACAAACAAACGACUUGGAAUAUGCCGCCCAAACUUGGCCACAGUGGCAAAAGCAACUGACAUGGCUUUUGAGUACGAUCAAUGCCACGGAUGGACUGGUGGACGUGAACAGUGCAUUUUUAGGACCGGGGACGGGAGGUUCCGCAGUCAGUUGCCUUACAGUCGAAGCUCUGAACGGAGCUACAGAGAUCGCCAGCGCACUGGGGGACAAGAGUGCUGCCAGGACAUACAAUGAGUCCGCCAAAAGGCUAGCUGAUGCUGUCAAUACUCACCUUUGGAAUGAUGAACUUGGAGUUUACUCUCUUAGUCGAUCAGAAACGAGCGACUUUAGCGUUGCUGGGAUUGGACUGUGCAUUACUUCCGGGGUCGCAAAUUCGACCAGGGCUUCACAGGUUGUGUCUUCCAAAAAUCUUGCAAAGCUGAGACUCGGUCCUGGCUACAAGGACGAUACUACCGUAAACGGAACGGAUUCCAGUAUCUCGAUCUCACCAAACACCAAUGGCUUCUUAUUACCUGCUCUGUUUAUGGGGAAUGCUACCACGGCUGCCAAUAAUCUUCUCCGAUCCAUGUGGGGAGCGAUGCUGUCAGAGGACGUGAAAGCCGGUGUCGGAAAUGACACCACAUCCACCGGUGCAAGCUGGGAAUAUCUUGAUGUGAAUGGUUCUCCCGGCUUGGGUCUGUUUACUAGUCUCAGCCACCCAUGGGGAGGAGCGGCAACAUAUGUUCUGACAGAGUGGGCCGCUGGACUGCGUCCAGUGAAUGGACCCGAAGGUUUUGGGUACAGGGAUUGGCUCUUAGCUCCAGAAACAGGCUUACAGAUAGGCCUCAAACAAGCGAGUGCUCGAGUUGUUACGGAAGGGGGGAAAAUGUUGUCCGUCGCAUGGGAACUCGAUGGGACAGAGUUGAAAGUAAAGAUUGAUGCGCCCCAUGGUACCACUGGAAAGGUUCUAACUGGGAGCGGAUAUAAGAUAAUCAAUGGAGGUAGCGUUCAAUCAGUGCGGAUUUCAAGAUGA